Messenger RNA from Drosophila innubila, 1294 nucleotides. Its product is annotated as lipase 3. Bases 56 to 1237 code for a protein of 393 amino acids. The record is from RefSeq and is a predicted model, not a curated record. Gene Ontology annotation, molecular function: hydrolase activity, acting on ester bonds. Gene Ontology annotation, biological process: lipid metabolic process. The transcript is spliced from 3 exons. NCBI's taxonomy places the organism in Eukaryota, Metazoa, Arthropoda, Insecta, Diptera, Drosophilidae.
CUGAUCCCCUAUAUAAGGCAAUGCCACUGAGAAGUCUUUGCAAAAUAAUUUAACAAUGAAGAGACUUAUCAUCUGCGCGUCCAUUCUAUUGGGCGUCCUGGGCCUCGCCGCGGCUGCAAGACCGAUUUCGGAUUGCGGCGAACGCAUUGAGAAUGAUGGCUAUCCCAUGGAGCGUCAUAAGGUUGAAACCGAGGACAACUACAUUUUGACCAUGCACCGCAUUCCGUACUCACCCAAGACUGGGAACACGGGUAAGCGUCCGGUUGCCUUCCUUAUGCACGGCAUGUUGAGUUCCAGCUCCGAUUGGGUGCUCAUGGGUCCUAAGAAAUCCUUGGCUUAUAUUCUAUCCGAUGCUGGCUACGAUGUCUGGAUGGGUAAUGCCCGUGGUAAUACCUAUUCCAAGGCCCACAAGUAUUGGCCAACAUUCUGGCAGAUCUUCUGGAACUUUAGCUGGAAUGAGAUUGGCAUGUACGAUGUGCCCGCCAUGAUUGACUACACUCUGAAGAUAACCGGUGAGAAGCAAGUGCAGUAUGUGGGACACUCCCAGGGCACCACGGUCUACUUGGUCAUGAUGUCCGAAAGGCCCGCCUAUAAUGACAAAAUUAAGUCCGCCCAUUUGUUGGGACCGGCUGCCUAUAUGGGCAACAUGAAGAGCCCCAUGACUCGUGCAUUUGCUCCAAUCCUUGGUCAGCCGAAUGCCAUUGUCGAGCUCUGUGGUUCCAUGGAGUUCAUGCCCAGCAACAAGUUCAAACAGGAUAUGGGUAUUGCCCAGUGUCAGGCUACCUCACGCUAUGCCGAAAUGUGUGCCAAUGAAAUCUUCUUGAUUGGCGGCUAUGACUCCGACCAGUUGGACUAUGAACUUUUGGAGCACAUUAAGGCCACUUCACCCGCCGGCGCGUCGGUUAAUCAGAAUCUGCACUUCUGUCAGGAGCACAACUCGGGCAAGUUCCGCAAGUUCGACUAUUCGGCAAUCCGCAAUCCCUAUGAGUAUGGCAGCAUGUAUCCCCCAGAGUAUAAGCUUAAGAAUGCCAAGGCUCCAGUCCUACUCUAUUAUGGUGCCAACGAUUGGAUGUGCGAUCUGAGCGAUGUGCGCAAGCUGCGUGAUCAGUUGCCCAAUAUGGCACUCGACUACCUCGUGCCCUUCCCGAAAUGGGCUCAUUUGGAUUUCAUUUGGGGCACCGAGGCCAAGAAAUACGUAUACGAUGAAGUCUUGAAGCAGAUGUCAAACUACAAGUAGUUUAACUAUUUAUUGAUUCAAUUACAAUAAAUGUAUGCUGUAUUUGAGCAAAAUUUA